Molecule: messenger RNA, 1954 nt
Organism: Polyodon spathula (Mississippi paddlefish)
Lineage: Eukaryota; Metazoa; Chordata; Actinopteri; Acipenseriformes; Polyodontidae
Product: sushi repeat-containing protein SRPX-like
Exons: 10
Coding region: 197-1558 (453 amino acids)
Source: RefSeq, a predicted model, not a curated record
UUUCCUGUCGAAUAAAUAAAUGUUUUUUUCCCCCUCAGGCUGGCAAGUAUAGCUGUGUACAAAGUUGAUCAGAAAGCAGGGAAGAAGUUUUAACGCUGUCUUCUCCAGUUUCCUGGUAAAUAGGCGUUUCCUUAUGGGGCUUGUUCUUUAAGUUUUUUUCGGAGACGUGUUGCGAAAGGGAGCGACAUAUUUGGACAUGGGUACCUGGCUAAAGUUACUCCUGUUUGUAGCAGUUCACCUUUCUUCUGCCUAUGGAUACGAUGGAGGAUCUGGAUAUACAGCGCUAGAAGACGAUGAAGAUGUUCAUGCGCGUACACAUGAAGAGGAUCCUUGGUGCGCUCCCAUCAAGGUAAAAAACGGCCAAGCCAGGUGUCGAACCCCUCGAGGAGAAUACUACAAAAACGUCAUGGGAACCAGGUGUAACAUUCACUGCAACAAAGGCUACGAAAUACAAGGGCAUCCGGAAGUCCACUGUCUGUCGAGCAAGCGGUGGUCAGGCAACUACGCAUGCAGAGAAAUCCGCUGCCCAAAACUGACUUUGCCAGCCAAUGGAGGAGUCAAGUGUUCCGAUGGUUCUUAUUUUAACUCCAGGUGCCAGUUCUUCUGCUCCCCUGGUUAUCAGCUGAAAGGAGAGCAGUCUGUGACCUGCAUGAGUAACAAAGCUUGGACCGGGAAGCACACAGCGUGUGUGGAUGUGGAACCGCCCACUAUCAAGUGCCCCAGUGUGAAAGAGAAGACCGCCGAGCCAGAGACACUGACUGCCCGAGUGUACUGGGAAACCCCUGAGGGACGAGACACCGCAGACGGCAUUUUGACCGAUGUCACUUUGAAAGGCAUGUCUCCAGGCUCUUACUUUCCAGAAGGAGAUCACAAAAUCCAGUACACCGUGUUUGACAGAGCAGGAAACAAGGGUACCUGCAAAUUCGCAGUGAAAGUGCGAGUUCGCCGCUGUGGCCGUCUGUAUCCCCCAGAAAAUGGCUACAUGAAAUGCAGCAGCGAUGGAGACAACUACGGGGCCACGUGCUCGUUCGCCUGCAUGGGGGGGUUCGAGCUACAAGGAAGCACAGCCAGAGUGUGUCAGUAUGGGUUGACCUGGGCCGGGACUGAGCCAUCUUGUGCACCUAUGAAUAUAAAUGUAGCGGUGAGGUCCGCUGCUGCCCUGCUGGAUCAGUUCUAUGAGAAGAGACGGCUGCUCAUUGUGUCUGCACCCUCUGCAGCCAAUCAUAACUACAGGUUCCAGAUGGGAAUUCUUCAGCAAGCUCAGUGUGGUGUGGACAUGAGACACAUCACCAUCAUUGAACUUGUGGGGGUUUACCCAGCGCAGAUUGGCAGGAUCAGACACAGGCUCAUCCCACCAGGCCUCUCCUUGCAAUUGAGGUUGUUGCUGCAGAUCUCCCAUACCAGUUACACCAUGGUGCUGAUUGACAAGCAUGGAAUGGACAAAGAGCGCUACGCGUUCCCCGUCACUGCAUCGGAAAUCUUCACUCUGAUCGAUACUUUUCCUCUCAGAAAGGAAGAGAUGAAAGUGCAGGCAGAGGCCGGACAGACCUGUAAUUAAUUCCAUCGUCCACUGUGCCCCGCAGCGGGAUCAAGUCUUCUACCUGAAUUUACUCAAAGAGGCAUGCCUUUUUUUAUAUAAACAUGUACAGAAAGUUACAUACUCACGUUUGUCAGUACGCUUGAUAGGCUUAUACAUUUGGGUUUUCUGUUAUUUAAAUGCUGCCACCAAUCUUUUUUUUUUUUUUUUUAACAUGGGAGAAAAUCUCAUCAUCUAUGUAGCCCAAACAAAAUGUUUGUUUUAAUAUUUAUGUUUUGAAAUAUUUCAGUUUGUGACUUGUCUGAUUUUAUACUGUCAUUUAUGUCAAUCCAAUUGCAAGUGGUUGAUUUGGUAUUUUCUAUUGGUAUAUCAGUAAAUGUGAGACAUUAAAAUAACCUGCUUUCUUGUAUUCUGUGG